Aspergillus versicolor CBS 583.65 is the source of this 639-nucleotide messenger RNA. RefSeq names its product acetate uptake transporter family protein. Gene Ontology annotation, cellular component: plasma membrane. Lineage: Eukaryota; Fungi; Ascomycota; Eurotiomycetes; Eurotiales; Aspergillaceae. The record is from RefSeq and is a predicted model, not a curated record. The transcript is spliced from 2 exons. The coding region runs from base 1 to 639 and encodes 212 amino acids. Gene Ontology annotation, molecular function: acetate transmembrane transporter activity.
AUGAAGCUUGCUAACCCCGGACCCCUUGGCCUCCUUUCUUUCGCCAUCACGACUUUCGUUCUAGGACUUUAUGAAUGUGGCGCUGGACUUCCUGGUUCAAAUCCCCAAGGCAGUGUCGGUCCAAAUCAGGCAGUCUUCGGACUUGCAGUAUUUAUGGGCGGCACAAUCCAGACCAUCGCUGGCAUCAUGGAGUUUCGCGUUGGGAAUACCUUUGGUUCAACUGUCCACUGCUCCUAUGGGGCAUUCUGGCUCAGCUAUGCGAUGUUUUUGCUGCCCUACCUUGGGAUUGAAGCCGCGUAUAAAGGGGAUGAACGGGCAUAUACCUUUGCUUUAGGCAUAUUCUUGAUCCUAUGGUGCUUUCUGACAUUUCUCUUCCUAGUCGCAGCCCUCCGAACUAACAUUGCUAUCCUUUGCGUGUUUUUCUUCCUGACCCUUGCCUUUUUCUUCUUGGCCGUGGCCAACUUUGUUGCAACCGAACAUGCCACUGCAAGCCUGCGUUUGAACAAAGUCGGUGGAGCAUUCAGUGUUGUUUGUGCAUUCUGCGCAUUUUAUGCCGGUGCUUCAGGCCUUAUGAUCCCUGAGACGACAUUUGUGCGCUUUCCCCUUGGCGAGAUUGUCUCCAGUCCGGAUCGUGGAUAA